GCUAUUUGUGUUCUUUGUCACUUUCUUCCCAAACGACCCUGUUGGGUUCAUUUCGGUUUUCAUUUGUAGAUGUUUCGUCGUUUUUACAAAUCAUCCAAAAAAAUUAUCAUCAAUUCACCCCUAUCACAAUCCACCAACCAUUUUGCCUUUUCAAUCCACAUUCACACAUGGGUUGUGUUGUCUCCUUCCGAAAAUCAGCCGCCGGCGAAGACGACGAUGACUUACUGGUGUCGGUGUGCAGGGAGAGGAAGAGACUGAUGAAAUCCGCCGUGGAUCGGCGGUACGCGCUUGCCGGAGCACAUUUUAAGUACAAUCAGUCACUCUACGCCGUCGCAUUAGCCCUCCGGUUGUUCGUCGCCCGGCAUUCUUCGUCUCCUUCUUCCCGAUUCCUCAUCACCUUCCCUGAGCCCUCUACGAACCUGCACCUUACUCAAUCCAAACCCACGGCGAUUCCGGAAGCCGUGACAGAAGUCGUUGAAGAAGAAGAGGCGGAAGAGACGGAGGAGGAGAGUAACGGUUCAGUUUGUGAGCAUUUCUAUGAUGAUGGUAUGGUGGACCCCACACCUGCACCACCUGUAGUGACGUCAUCAGGUCAUGAGCAGAAUCCGGAUGAAUUUGGUGGGUGGGAUUUUUUCAAUCCGUUUCAGAAUAUGAUAGUGAAUGAUGUUGGUGGUGAGCACGAGGAUGAGGGUCAAAAACGGAAGGCGGAGGAUGUGAAGGUUGCGGCGGCGGAUGCUAACGUGAGCCUGAAGGUGAUUGAUACACAUACACCAUCACUAUCUAAUGAAGAUGAUAAUGGGAGGGAACUGUUGGACGCACUAAAAGACGUCGAAGAUCAUUUUCUAAAAGCUUAUGAAUCUGGUGUUGAAUUCUCAAAAAUGCUCGAAUUCUCCAAUGUGGGUCCUCUUGAUCAUCUUCAUUCAAAAGAAAGCUCCGAGAAGUUUAUUCCAUCGAUCGCAUGGCACAAAUCGGCGAUAACCAGAUCACCAUCGUGUAGAAGUCUUCUUUCUAGCAGCUCCCGGAGUUCAUCCACAUGGACGGGAAUCAACAGUAGCAGUGAUAUCUUCGAGGAGACCGGAGGAAUGGAAUCCGGCAGCCAUUUAUCGACAUUAGGGAGGUUAUACGCUUGGGAGAAGAAGCUUUACGAUGAAGUUAAGGCUGGUAGUGAAAUUAAGAAGCUUUACGAUCGAAAAUCUUCCCAAUUAAGUGGUGAAAAUGGUAGCAACAAGCAUGGAGUCGAAGACCAAGUCAACGAUUUGUACUCCAGAAUGUUGGUCAGCAUAAAGAUCUGUAAUUCCAUCUCGAAACGAAUUGAGAAGGUGAGAGACGACGAACUUCAGCCACAGCUCAUCGAAUUGCUACAUGGGCUAACAAAAACAUGGAAAUCGAUGUUGGAAUCACACAAAAUGCAAAGCCGCACGAUGUUCGAAGUCAAAUCAUUCCCAACCGCCGCUCUCGCCAAUGACCGAUCACGUCAUCUCGCAACUCUCCAACUCGAGGCUGAAAUCCAAAAUUGGCAAUCUACAUUUUCGAGUUACAUUGACUCCAUAAAAGCAUACAUUGAAUCAUUGACCGAAUGGUCAAACCGAACCCUAACCCCCAUCCCCGAACCCGCCACACCACCACCCGUAUUCACCAUUUCCCGUGAUUGGUUAAUCGUUACAAAGAAUUUGCCCGAUAAAGCCGUGACAUAUGCCAUGAAAAGGUUCUCUAAAGACCUUCGGGCUCUGUGGGCCCAACAAGGGUUCGAGCAGCAUCAACAGCAAAAAGUUGACCGGCUUGUUGUGGAAAUGGAGAAACGAUUGGUUGGUUUUGAGAAGGAAGAGAGGAAUAUAAUAAACUUGAAGCCGUUGAAUGUGAAAAAUAAAGUUGAUGUUUUAGCCGAGAAAAAAGAUAAAUUUGACAGUUUUAGGAAGAUGGUGGAAACCGAAAAGGCGAAACAUAAGGAUUGUGUUGAGGAAACGCGGCGAGUUAUUUUGGUGGGAUUUCAGAUGGGAUUUUCUUCGGUUUUUGAUUCUUUAACGGAAUUUUGCGAGAUUUGUGUGAGGAAGUACGAUGAUGUUGCACGAAAUGCAACAUCGGGAACAAAAUUGAUUCAUGAAAGAUGAGGUUGUGGUUUGUAAAAUGUCAUUUUUGCUCAUAUGUAUCUUGGGAACACAAAUAAUAUAGAUUUGAUCUCUUUGCGGUUUAA
Molecule: messenger RNA, 2191 nt
Organism: Lactuca virosa
Lineage: Eukaryota; Viridiplantae; Streptophyta; Magnoliopsida; Asterales; Asteraceae
Source: the annotation of a GenBank genome assembly